This is a messenger RNA of Aplosporella prunicola CBS 121167, 1769 nucleotides long. RefSeq lists its product as uncharacterized. Gene Ontology annotation, biological process: fatty acid beta-oxidation using acyl-CoA dehydrogenase; fatty-acyl-CoA biosynthetic process. Gene Ontology annotation, molecular function: fatty-acyl-CoA binding; glutaryl-CoA dehydrogenase activity; flavin adenine dinucleotide binding. NCBI's taxonomy places the organism in Eukaryota, Fungi, Ascomycota, Dothideomycetes, Botryosphaeriales, Aplosporellaceae. The transcript has 4 exons. Gene Ontology annotation, cellular component: mitochondrial inner membrane. The coding region runs from base 29 to 1309 and encodes 426 amino acids. The record is from RefSeq and is a predicted model, not a curated record.
CUCAUUUAACUCUGUACUUUGUGCCACCAUGUUCAGGCCCGUUUACAGACAUGCCGCAAGGCAAUUGGGAGCCUCCGCGCGCAGCGUACCCGCCGCCCGCCGCCAUAUGCAUACACCUGUACCCUUCGACUGGCAGGACCCAUUGGGUGCUAAGAAUCUCUACACCGACGAAGAGUUGGCUAUUGCAGAGACUGCCGAGUCAUACUGCCAGGAGCGAAUGUUUCCUCGUGUGCUAGAGGCCUACCGCAAUGAAGAUUACGAUAGAAAGAUCCUUGAGGAGAUGGGCGAACUUGGUUUGCUAGGAGCUACCAUCCAAGGUUAUGAAUGCGCCGGUGUUAGCAGCGUCGCGUCGGGCCUUAUUACACGAGCGGUAGAACGCGUGGACUCGGGAUACAGGUCUGGCAUGUCGGUGCAGAGCUCGUUGGUCAUGGGCGGCAUCGACGACUUUGGCACUGAGGAGCAGAAGCAAAAGUUCCUUCCUGGUAUGGCUAAGGGAAAGACCCUUGGCUGUUUUGGCUUAACGGAACCGAAUCAUGGUUCAGAUCCUGGCUCUAUGGAGACUACGGCUAAGCCGCAUCCCACCAAGAAGGGCUACUUCUCCCUUUCUGGCUCCAAGACGUGGAUCACCAACUCCCCAAUUGCGGACGUCAUGCUUGUCUGGGCGAAACUCCAGAGUACGGGCAAGAUCCGGGGAUUCCUUGUCGAGCGCAAGGAUUGCCCUCCCGGCACCUUGAGCACGCCUAAGCUUGGCAACAAAAACGGUCUGAGGGCAUCAAUUACUGGCAUGAUACAGCUUGAUGAAUGCCCGGUACCCGAGGCCAACAUGUUCCCUGAUAUCGAGGGUCUGAGGGGACCCUUUAGCUGCCUGAACUCUGCGAGAUACGGCAUUGCUUGGGGAACCAUGGGCGCACUCGAAGACUGCAUUGACAGGGCCAGGACGUACGCGCUUGAACGAAAACAGUUCAAGGGUAACCCCCUCGCCAAGUACCAGCUGGUCCAGAAGAAGCUGGCGGAUGCAGCAACCGAUGCAGCCUAUGGCAUCCUGGCUGCUUACCAGGUUGGCAGAUUGAAGGAUGAGGGCAAGGCAUCGCCAGAGAUGAUAUCCAUGAUCAAGCGCCAGAACUGCGACAGGGCUCUAGUCAACGCGAGAGUGUUGCAAGAGAUUUUUGGCGGCAACGCCGUCAGUGACGAGUAUCACAUCGGGCGACAUGUCUCAAACCUCUUUGUCACACAGACAUACGAGGGCCAGAGCGAUAUCCACGCACUCAUAUUAGGAAGAGCCAUUACUGGCAUCCAAGCCUUUUGUUAAAUCGAGACGUGUCGAGUCGGAAGUUGGGAGUUGAACAGGCACAGGCGCUAUGUCGUGUCACGGCGCAUUUGGCAUGUUGGGAAGACGGCGGGAUGGGUGUGGACUGUUUUUGUGUGAGCUGGUAUGGAAAGAUGGGGGUGUCUGGGUUUUGGUUAGUUUUUGGGGUUAGUAGGUGGGCAAGCUAGGUAGUAGUAGUCAUGAGCGGCAGGAUGCAGAGGCCCAAGACCUGAGGUGAAGGCAAACACAGAAAGGGAGCGUGCUGCACUGCACAGCGUGUGUAGCGCAUGCACGCGGACAUAAGGCUGCAGGUGAAAGGAAGUGCCAAACGCAGGUACACACUAGGUGAGUACACCGGGACGCCACGUGACGGCGGGCUGGGCUGGGAGGGCUUUGAGUCAAGCUUGGCUGAGUGAGCACGGCUGAGGCGGCGGGCGAGGGAUGUAGGUAUAAUAAAGCAGGC